Molecule: messenger RNA, 2675 nt
Organism: Nyctereutes procyonoides (raccoon dog)
Lineage: Eukaryota; Metazoa; Chordata; Mammalia; Carnivora; Canidae
Gene: ANKRD34A
Product: ankyrin repeat domain 34A
Exons: 2
Coding region: 277-1818 (513 amino acids)
Molecular function (GO): protein binding
Source: RefSeq, a predicted model, not a curated record
GGGACCAGGAUCCGGUGCCCGGGCGCAGAUACUGACACCAAGGGAAUCCGGGUGCCCCUCCCCACGCCAUGUGCGCCCCCGGGAACCCAGCUCCGCCACCCAGGCUGCCCCAUGGCCCUGGCCUCAGUCCUGGCCCGGCGGAGAUGCUGCGGACAUUCAGGGAUUGGCUUCGCCACUGAGCCCCCAGGCCUCCGCCAGCCACCACCCCCACGCCCCUAGACAGCCUUGGCGGGCCCCAGUCCCGGCUCCAUUGGUGCUCUCGCCCCUGCCGCAGCUAUGCUGCACACCGAGGGCCACGCUCUUCUUCGGGCGGUGGGUCAGGGUAAGCUACGCUUGGCCCGUUUGCUUCUGGAGGGAGGCGCCUACGUGAAUGAGGGUGAUGCCCAGGGGGAGACUGCGCUAAUGGCGGCCUGUCGGGCCCGUUACGACGACCCCCAAAACAAGGCGCGCAUGGUACGCUACCUCCUGGAGCAAGGCGCGGACCCCAACAUCGCAGACCGCCUGGGGCGCACAGCGCUGAUGCACGCCUGCGCCGGGGGUGGGGGCGCCGCCGUGGCCUCGCUGCUCCUCGCCCACGGUGCGGACCCCUCGGUGCGCGAUCACGCGGGCGCCUCCGCGCUCGUCCACGCCCUGGACCGCGGAGACCGCGAGACCCUCGCCACGCUGCUGGACGCCUGUAAGGCCAAGGGCACGGAGGUCAUCAUCAUCACCACCGACACCUCACCCUCCGGGACCAAGAAGACACGGCAGUAUCUCAAUUCCCCACCGUCCCCGGGGGUGGAGGACCCCGCUCCCGCUCCUCCUAGCCCCGGGGUCUGCACGUCGCCUUCCGAAAUACAACUGCAGACUGCAAGAGGAGGAGGAGGAGGAGGAGGAGGAGGAGGAGGAGGAGCAGGGGGAGGAGGAGGAGGAGGACGAGGGUUGCUGUCCCCUCGCGCUCAGGAAGAAGAGGAGAAGCGGGACGUGUUCGAAUUCCCUCUUCCUAAGCCCCCUGAUGACUCCUCCCCUUCUGAGCCGCUACCCAAACCGCCCCGUCACCCUCCAAAACCGCUCAAAAGGCUCAACUCGGAGCCCUGGGGCCUAGUGGCCCCUCCUCAACCGGUCCCGCCCGCUGAAGGGAGGCCGGGGAUCGAGCGCCUGACCGCGGAAUUCAACGGCCUGACUCUGACCGGUCGACCCCGUCUGUCCAGACGUCACAGCACUGAGGGCCCGGAGGACCCGCCCCCAUGGGCGGAGAAAGUGACGGGUGGGGGUCCUCUGUCCCGCCGAAACACUGCGCCAGAAGCUCAGGAGUCUGGUCCCCCUUCAGGGCUGAGGCAGAAACUGAGCCGCAUGGAGCCGGUGGAGCUCGACACCCCCGGGAAUAUGUGCCCCGACUCGCCGGAGUGCAGUCGCGUGGCCCUGGAGCGCCGCCGCUACAGCGCCUCCCCGCUGACCCUCCCUCCAGCGGGCUCGGCUCCCUCCCCGCGUCAGUCCCAGGAGAGUCUGCCCGGGGCUGUGUCUCCGCUCAGCGGACGGAGGCGGAGUCCCGGGCUGCUGGAGCGGAGGGGCUCGGGGACGUUGCUCCUGGACCACAUUGCGCAAACGCGGCCUGGUUUCCUGCCCCCGCUCAACGUCAGCCCCCACCCUCCCAUCCCCGACAUUCGCCCCCAACCCGGAGGUCGGGCGCCUUCUCUACCCGCCCCUCCCCAUGCAGGGGCGCCAGGCUCUCCUAGGACCAAGCGCAAGUUGGUGAGGCGCCACUCCAUGCAGACUGAGCAGAUCCGCCUGCUAGGGGGCUUCCAGAGUCUAGGCGGGCCGGGGGAGCCAGGGCGCUGAGAGGAGUGAGAGGAGCCGAGGAGGGUGGGGAUCUGGGCCUUGAUGGGACAGGUGGCAGAAGGCAGAACCAGCUCACACACACACACACACACACACACACACACACACACCACGGACAUAGGGGUCUCUUGCAUGUGCUCCUGGGCAUGGUGCACGCACACAUGGGUAAAAAAAAGUGUCCACAAGCACAGUACUCUUAUUCGCAGGGAAGGGUAAGUACUCUCUUUACUGGGCGUAUAGACACGUGCAUUCAUGUCCUGGUCACUUCACAUGCAUAUGGGAUACUUGUGUACCCAUUCAUAGGGAUGGCACACACAGGGCCACUUGUGCUAGGGCCCCUACUGGGUCCCAAAGUCACUUGCACUUGUUCAGAAGCAGUAGGGAACCCCUACCUAUGGAUAGUCUCCAAUCUCUUUGCCCUCUUGCAGAAGCAAUCCCCUACUUUCCAUGUAUGCCCUGCAACACAGCCCGUUCAUGACUUUGCACACUCUACCCUCUUCCUGGAUAUCCCAUCCUGUUGUGUAGGUCUUGCUUCUCUCUCCAGGCCUGGCUCCUUGUUCACACCCUGCUUCCAGCCCUAACCACUUUUCAGAAUAUCUUCUUCACUCUCUUUGGGAUUUUCCUGCAGCAACUCCCAGCCUCAGUUCUGCUGCUGUCUUUUCUGCUCUCAGCUUUACUUCUCAACUUCCUGCUUUUUAAUCCCACCUCAUUCCCCCAAACAAUACAGCAGGUUGUCUCAUUUUCCCAGGGAUGGGUCAUGGGCUCUAUGCUGCUCUUCUAUCUGUCUGAGCUUAUGAACACCCCCACAGGUAGAAGUGGGGAGUAAUCUUAAAUCACUCCUCUCUCCACUUGACAUA